AUGACCAUCUUUGCUUCAACUCUGUCAAACUGUUGUCUGCAGUGGGGGCGCCGUUACCAGGAGGAAGAGCUUCUAGCCCUGCGGUUGGAGGUCGGUGAGGUCUCGGGAGAGGUGGAGGCGGAGAUAAAGCAGCUUCGAGACAGGGAGGAGAUCAUCCGUGCCAUCCGUGACGAGCAACGGCAGGACCGGAUAAAAAUCCAGACGUUACUCGCCCUGUCUCAGCCCAUCACGCCGGACAUCACCGUGGUAUUCCAGGCUUUGGCGCCCGACGCCUGCCCCCCGCCCUUGCCGCCGCCGUCGAGAGGUGCUCGACCCCUCGAUAGGUCGUACGUCCCUCAGAACAAUCGAAGAGCGGUAGCUUCGAAUUCGCCUUCACGCAGGAGUGUUGCGGCGGCGGCGGCGACAGCUGGGAGGAAUGCUGGGCGAGGUGAGCAGCGGCCGCGGCGACGGCGGUACUUGAACGACGGUAUCGGCAGCGACGGCUGCAGCGGUGGGGAACAAAUAAAUAUGGAGGGAGAAAGGAAUGCUGGGCGAGGUGAAGAGGAGGCGACUGGAGGGGUGAGCUACGGGUUGUAUCCGGGACGGCGAUGGACCUCGGAGCGAGUGGGGGGGAAUGGAGGCCACGCAGACAGAAGGAGGGGGGGGAGGGAGGGAGGAGUUCCUGGCAGCAGGAGGAGGAGGAGGCCGAGAAGUGGCGACGGUGGGGGCAGUCUCGGCACGAGAAAAAGCAGGGAGGCGAACAGGCUGUGUACCCGGGGAUAUCAACAGCAUCUGGAACGAAGAUUGGAACUCAACGAGCGGCACUUGCGGGAACUGGAGCGCCUCGAAGGCUCGUACCACGAAACGCUAACAAGGGACAAGCAGGAGAGAGAGAUACACGCUCGGGUUCAGAGGGACAACGCCGCCCGCGUUGUGGAAGCCCUCGAACGGAGGAACGCCGAGGUGGAGAAGCGGUUAUCUGGGGCAACCGACGACUACCUUCGUUUGAGACACAAGGCCAAAGAAGCUCACGCAGUGUCGGCGGAGGAGCAAAGGCAGUGCAGAGAGGCGCGUGAAAAGAGCCAGGCGGAAGUUAGGAGCCUUCUUGCCGCGGCGGAGGCGAAGGUGGAGGCUACCAAGGUAGAGGGGGGGCGACGGCUCGAGGACUGCACGGCUGGGCUGAGGGAGAAGCUCGGGGAGGCAGAGGAAGCGCUGCAGGGGGAGCGAUCCCACCAUGCGGCGAUCAAGCAGCGGUUCGAGGAGAGGGUGGGCCGCGCCCGAGACGGCGUCCUGGCCACGCGGCGGCGGCACCACAAGCUGGUGCGGAGGCGGGCGCAGGAGGUGGUCCACCUGAGCGACGAGAUGUCGGCGCUGCGGAGAGGGGUGACGGAGCUCGAGCGACGAAUGUUCCAGGCGUGGUGACGUCCUUGAUGGUGCACGCCAAGCACAAACCAAUGGCCGUCACAAAUGGAGGUUCAUUUGAUUGCCACAAGGGAAAGAUGCCGGAAUAAACGUGACAAGGGGAAUCGUGAGCACGUAAAUAAUCUGUUCCCCCUUUCGUGUGGCAUCUACGCAGGAAGCGGGAGUUGUCAUCGCGUACAAGCAGAGGCUAUAUGUAUGUGUCGUUAGGUUCUCAGGUGUACUGCUGUACAAUACAUACGAACGUCGUAGGAAGGAGCCCUCAUUUACGUUGGCCUAUAGUUCGUCUAUUGGGCGUGUUCUCCCUUCGUCGGCUUGGCGUCGCGAUUGUUCAAGGGAACGGGUUGGUCUCAAUCUAAUUUUGUCUUGCUCGGAGGCUACCCCCGGGUGAGUGUUUUGACAAACGGCACUAGGGAGAUUCUUUAUAGUGGAGUAUGGUUAGGGUUAGGGUUAAGCUUCCCCCAAGCCAAGAGGGGUUCCCACUGAGGCUGAACCAGGACGCCGCAGCCCAACACGAUGGUACUCCCAUGUCUCUCGUUGACGUCUGGAGAUAAAUGCGCCGCCGUUUCUUCUCUGCAUCAGGCGAGAUAGUUUGAUACAAUGAUUUGUGCCGUGCUGUUGUGCACACGUACGUCUACGUGCAUACGUCCUUUUUUCGAAUUGCGGCGGUUGGUGUGAGAUCCUGUUCAUUCCGGAGGUCGCGAUUUGUGUUGUGUUCGCCUCUUCUGUGUGUUCUGUAGAAUGUUGUUGUACGCGUCAGCCAGCCAGGUUCACAAGGGAAGAAGGCCGCACAGGAAUCCUGUUGGUGUUGUCGUGUUGUUGGCUUCACAUUAGAGCCAUUCAGAUCAUCUCUGGUUACAUCUGAU
Messenger RNA from Ectocarpus sp. CCAP 1310/34, 2264 nucleotides. The record is from the annotation of a GenBank genome assembly. NCBI's taxonomy places the organism in Eukaryota, Phaeophyceae, Ectocarpales, Ectocarpaceae.